Molecule: messenger RNA, 4402 nt
Organism: Lucilia cuprina (Australian sheep blowfly)
Lineage: Eukaryota; Metazoa; Arthropoda; Insecta; Diptera; Calliphoridae
Product: probable serine/threonine-protein kinase DDB_G0282963
Exons: 3
Coding region: 1-3726 (1241 amino acids)
Source: RefSeq, a predicted model, not a curated record
AUGGGCACUAGUAGAUGUAGGCAACCAAAAGUAUGUGUUGUAAAUCAGUUUGUAAAAUAUGAAAAGGCCGAAAUGCAUAUGGACCAUUCGAUAUUAGUGCCAUCUAUGGGUCUUGGACCGCCACCACCUCAUCAACCCCUACCACCUAGCGUUGUUAAACAUCGUAACGUCGAACAGCUGGACAUUCCCACGUCGAAAAAAUCUAAAGGUCUCGACGAAGCGUCCGCCUAUCAAUUGGAGUAUCAGCACUAUCAGUCGUUAAUGUAUGCCCACUGUGCCCAGCAGCAAAGAAUGGUGGCAGCUGGUCAAAUGUCAGCAUUUCGACCGUGGCCUCAACCUAAAACCUUUAUGCAUGCUGCUGCUUACAAUGCAGCAGCUGUGGCAGCUUUAUCUACACUUCCUUAUCUGAGUCAAGAACCGCCAGUGUUGCAAAAUCCCGAACGUGUAGUGCGUUCCACAGAUCGUGAACGUUUUGAGAGAACGUAUCAGCCAAAUGUGGCUUUAGCACCUAGAAAGACACAUCUCUCGCAAGAGCGUGAAAAAGAACAGAGAGAAUUAAGGGAACGAGAGCGAAUAGAAAGAGAGAGGGAAAGAGAAAUUGAAAGAAUAAGGGAACGUGAGAGGUCAAGAGAACGGGAGAGAGAGUUUGAAAGGGAAAGAGAAAUGCGUGAGAGAGAAAUGCAAAAGAAGUUGCAGAUACAACAACAGCAGCAGCAACAACAACUUAAACAACAACAACAGCCACCUUUAGUAACAAACAUAUGUGAAGGUGAAAUACAAAUAAAACAAGAAAGGGCGCCUACACCUUGUGAAAUGUCUCCCACUCCCCCGCCCCUUAGCAAUCACAGCGAAGAUGAAAGACGCUGUAGUAAUGGUCCAUUAAUUGAAAAUGAACCCCCCACAACGCCUUUAGUCUCCCCCUUGGCCUUAAGUCGACAUAAAACCUUGCCCCCAACCACACACCUCAGUCACAUGGAAGUGCAAACACGACGUCUUUCCCUGCAAAACUCCAAUUCUUCCGCUAAUUCGGCCUCCUCAGCGUCAUCAUCAUCGGCAUCAGCCACUUCAACAACACCCACAAAUUUAACAUCACCCCAACAACAACCAUUAUUACCUGCCCAAAAAUUACAACAACAACUACAUCAUCAUCACCAACAGCAUCCUGCAGCAGCACCACCAUCAUCAGCCACACACCUACAACGAAUACCAAGUCAUCAUGGAGCAGUCGUCCAUGGGCCCCAGCCAUAUAUAAGACAAUCUCCUUCACCAUCACAUGCGCAUUGUAACAAUGCCAGCUGCAAUAAUCCACGAAGUCCUGAGGAAUUUGGUGGAUCCAAUGAAAUUACCUCCUCGACAUCGCCUUUGCCACAAAAUCAACAACAACAGCAUGCACAAACUAUAAUUGCCACUGUUAAUCAUCACAAUAAAUUGUUGCCCAACUGUGGUACAUACGGUGCUAACAACAACAACAAUAGCAGCAGUGGUCAGCAGCAACAACAACAGCACAAUGAUCUGACUGGUCGCAUACGCAUUAGUAAAAAUUUAAUUAAUCAAAAUAAUAUAAUGCGAUCGCCUACACCACCACCUCAUCCUCUAACCUCAGUUAACAAUCCUCAACAACAGCAUCCUCCUCAUAAUCAUCUUCACCAUCAGCAGCAACAACAACAACAGUCACAUCUUAAUCAACAUCCGCAGCCUGGUCUACAAAGACAACAACAAGCGGUGACGGCAGCUCAAAAUCAUCAACAACAAUAUGAUUACUAUAAACAAAAUCAAAGAUAUUAUCAGCAACAACCACAGCAGCAACAUUUAACUCCACAACAACGUAAUCAUGCUACUCUAACAGCAAAUCUUAAUCAUCAUCAACAACAACAGCAGCAACAACAUUCACCAUCACAGUCUUCCAAUGCAAACACGCCAACAGGCCUUAAUUUAACCACAAAUUUGACAGCGGCCUCUAAUGCAGCAACAACAACAGCAGUUCCAGCAGCAAUUGCCAAUGCUACAACAAUGUUACCGCAACAACAAAAUCAUGACAAGCCUAAUUUGCGUACACCGCAGGCCUUUAUGAAUCAACAUCAUUUACAGAAUGGUCGUACGACCACCACAACAACCAUGAACAGUGAAUUUGAAUUGUCCACAGAUACCGAUGACGAAAGUGUCAACGAUGGCGAAGCCGAUAGCAGCAAUACACUAACACCCUGGGAGUUGGCCAUCGAAACAUUACGUGACUCACGACCCAAAGACAGAGAACGUUUGCUCAAUAUGCUGCAAAGAAUUUUAACUGAAAAUCAACAUUAUCGCUUGCAAAAUCAACAGCUAAAAGAACUAAUUGAAGUUCGCAACGAACAAAUUGCCAAAUUGCAAACGGAAUUGCAACACUGUCAACGCCAGUUGGAAAGCUUGCAAAUUAAUCCCAGACCAGCGGCAACGGUGAAUGGCAGUGGUGGCCUUGGUAACGGUUUAAUAACCAAAGCAUUGCGCAAAGAGUGUGAUGAUCAAAUGCUCUUGAGACUGCCGCUAAAAAAGUCGCAGCGACGGGAACCCGAAAGCUAUGAGCGUGAGUUAAGGGAAAGUGAGGAGAGAGCACAAAGACAGUGUGAGGAGAGUAUACAGUAUAAUUUGACUCAAAUCAAAAGAGAACUUAGUGAGUCUAUGGAGGAGGACGAACCGGAGGAAGAUAAUGAAUCGAGCACCACCACUCUUGAGCAGAUAUCAACGAAUGAGAGUUCUCAGCAACAUGUGGAAAGUACACAGCCUGAACAUGGCCAGCAGCAGCAACAACAGCAUAGGGGAGAUGAAAAUCAAAACGAAGCCUCUUCGGAAUCCGAACAAGAGGAUGAAGAAGAUGAACGGCAUAUGUCUUCCACACAAAAUCAAAAACGAUCUCAUGAUGAUGAUAGCAAUGCAAUCAAGGAAAAUCACAUUAAACUGGAAAAUGCAAUAAAUCAAAAAGACUUUCAACAAGCUGGCCAACAAAUGGCCAAUAAUGACAAACAACAAACUGAGGCCGAUGAGUCCGAACAAGAAGAAGAUGAAGAACGAGAGCGAGAAGAAAUUGGUCAUGAACGGGAAGAUAACGAUGAUGAAGAGGAUAUGGAAGAAGAUGAUGACGAAGAAGAAGAGGAGGAACGUAUACAGGCACCACAUACGAAUGCUUUGUCGACACCACCCACAGCUACCACGCCCUUAUCACCUGAUUCUGCUGCCACUGCUGGUCAGUUAUUCGAUAGCAGCAAUAGUAGUGAUGAGUCCUCCAUGAAAAAAGCUCAAAUGUCGGCCUCUAAUGCUUUAGCCAAAAUGAAUUCCGAAACAAAUGAUGCUGAUGACGACGACGACGAUGAGGAUGAAGAUGAUGAUGGUCAUCGCAACAACAAUCAUGCCGUAGAGUCAACUAAUAACAACAACAACAAUCAUUCAGAUAAUGAGGACAGUCAAUCAAAUAAUGCUGAAAGCGAUAACGAUAACUCCGAUGCAGAUGAGCAGCCUACCCACACACAUACACACAAACCGCGGCAUUUUAGAGUAGACAACAGCAAUCAAGUGACUACAACAGCAACAGCGGCAAACACAGCAACAGCAAACACCACAAACAUUAUAAAUACUUCCAUAAAUCAAACGACAACGCCUCCUAACACUACCACGGUUGUGUUGGCUACCAAGGCCAGCAAGAAAUUAACUCCAACAACGAAUAAUGAUAUAAUAAUCAAACAGGAAUAUCUAUAAUUAAGAAUUUUUCGAAACCUUAAUCCCUCGACCUCCCACGCAAAAUUUACAAAUAAUUAAAACGGAAAAAUUACUUUCCGCACUUUUUGUUAAUAUAUCCCCGAUAACUACAAAAUUUUCAAUUUCUAGGAAAUCGAAUAAGCUUUUUUUAAGGGAACGAAAAGUAAGGAUUUUUUUCUUUCAAGUUUUUCACAAGGAGUUUAAAAAGUUAAAGCUUUUAAAUAUAAGCUUUUAUGAAUUAUGUUCGAUUUAAAAGCUAUAUUAUAGAAUGAAUUUUGAGUGAUUUUCAUGUAAAUUUUUUACGAGUUUAAAGAAAUUUUCAUUUAAAUUAAGCUUUAGGCGAAAGCUUAGUGUAACAACUUUUAUGUUGUUAGAAAAUCUUAAACCAAAAACUUUAAAGCAAUAUCUAUAAAAAAACUGUGAUUAGUUUGAAAAUGAAGUUUUAAAAACUAAACUUUAACAACUUUUUUUGUAAUAAAUUCCAAAAGUUCUCUCAUGUUUUUAAUGGAUUACAAGUUCUUUAAAACUUUAUAAAACUAAAAAGCUUUUUACUUUUUUCCUCUAAAGCUGUAAGCUUAAACUAUUAAGCUUUUAUUUAAAAGUUGACAUUUUUUAUUAUAGUUAAUAAAUUGAAAAAAAGAAUUAUAUUAAAAAGCUUUUGUUUUAAUAAAGCUUA